This is a messenger RNA of Vitrella brassicaformis, 2283 nucleotides long. NCBI's taxonomy places the organism in Eukaryota, Vitrellaceae. The record is from the annotation of a GenBank genome assembly.
GACAGAUGCGUGCAGAGCGCUCGUGACGCCCGAGGAAUCAGUCUGAUUCAUAACUUUGCAGGACGAUGGAUGGCAAAAGCGAAUCAGGUGAGAGAAGAGCAGCCUGCCGGCCGGCCAAACCUCGGGCCAAACAAAGCACGUGAACGAUGGGAUAGAUCAUUGUGUGUGCUGUCUGCGUGUGAAUGUGUUGUCAUUCGGUCUGUCUGGUGCAGAUGAGUGAAAUGGGAACCAGGGAUGAGAUGCUCAAACAGAUUCAGGGCUAUCAGACCAAUCAGGCGAGGGUACCUAAUCGGCACACUCACCUCACUCAUUCAGUGCAUCCGUCGCUCAUCGGUUGCUUUGUGUUGUUUGUGUGUGCUGUGGUGUGCAGGUCAACAGUGGCAUCGGCCGACUCACUCAAAUGGACACCUCUGCGAUCACACCACUGGUGCGGCCAGACUGCCACACACAGCACAAAGGCCUCUGUGUCAUGAUGCUCUCGUGUGCUCUCAUUCACUCAUUCAUCAGAUGGUGGCCAAUGUCACUCGUCAACUCGCCAAUGAAUCGGCCCGUCUGGCCCAGCUGGCGGACAGCAUCGACUCGACCAUCGCACUCACAACACACACCCGCACUCAGGUGAGAGAGAGACCACACAGUGACACACACAGACACACACAGCUGCCUGUAUGUCUUUCUGUGUGUCGUCAGGCUCGGCGGUUGCACGUGACUGACAUUCCCGCCGGGCCGAUGAGCAUCGUCCUGGCAUUCUCUGACCUCACGACCGUCGGCCGCUUCAAGUCGACAGCCCGCCACUUCAGAAACGCCCUGCGGCCCAUCAUCCGCAAUAUUCGGCUGCGGAGGGCCAUCGAGUGUGCGGGGGUGUGGGCUGUGGUGCGGUUCGACGAUCAGCUGAGCCACGGCGAUGUGAUGAAGGCCAUGUGGGUGAUGGAGGAGGAGGGCGAGGCCGGCUGGGUUGAGGCGGCUGACACGCUCAGACUCUCCGAGCAUCUCGGCUGUUGCCAGCUGCCGGUUACUGUGGGUGCUGGAGAUAUGCAGACACACGCCAGCAAGGCGGUAAGCACGACACACAGAAGAGGCAAUGGGAAAGCUGCUGGAUGUGUCAUUCAGGACUUCUUGGCACUGCCCCGCUUCUGUGCGCAGUGGAUGCUCGUCGGUCGCAAUGUCGUCCUCCGUCGCCGCACUGGCCAACAAGACGGCACACUCCAGCUCUUCCGCCAUAACCAUGAGAUUCGCAUCAUCCACAACCAACCCGGCUUCGCCAUCACCCUCAACCCGCCCCUCCCCCACCCCAACCGCCCCAUCCAUCCCUUCUCACAGCACCCCUUCCAGCAACACGCCAAGCCACACGACCCGCCCGUCUGUCAACGCAUUGGGUGGGAUGAUGUUGUAGGCUUGGUGGCGGUAGGUGCCCACGACUGGCGCGCUUUCUCAUCGGCGAGCUCCAUGCUGAAGAGGCUGAUGCUGAAUUACCGGGUGAUGGUUGGGGACGGCAUCUCCCAUUCGCCAAUAGUGGCGGUAGACCGGUGAGUGGAUGGACGGCAGGUCGCCUGUACCAUAGCAAAUAGCCUGUGCUAUGUGUCAAAUGUGUGUGCAUCAGGAGUGUGUGUGGUGGUUAUUUGGAUCGCAUCGUGACACAAUCCCCUCACACGCCCCUUGACGAGUGCUCACACGUGACGGCAUACGAGGCGGUCGAUGGGGCCUGUGUGUAGUCGCAUCGGCUGACAUCAUCGUACGACCCGUUCAUGGCAUGGGUUGCCUUUCGCACCCCUCCAGGCACCAACCAGAACGGUACGCAUGCGUGUGAGGGAACGAGAACCCCACAACACGUGUUGUGUUGUGCCAUCCUGUGGCCUCCUCUAUGGCUGCGUGCAAAAGGCAUCUUCAUUCGUACCACCGAAUCGCCAGCAGCAGGUGUGGCCCAUGACGCCCCAUUCGCCCACCGAUUCCCCCUGACGGCAGCCAAGGCGAGGCCCGUCCUCGGCCCCAUCGCAACCAUCGUCCUCGACGGCCAGGCACUCUAGACCAUGAUGUAGGCAUUGUGCGGGUGUUAUUGUGGGUUCUACAAGCUGACUUGCUGAACGACUAGCGUCACGGGGGACACACAAGUAGCUGACUGUCUGUCUGGUGGUAAGGUGGGUGGGCGGACUGGGUGCUGCAUGAUGGACAGACAGAUGCGUGCGUGCGCAAGGUCUGGAUGUGACGAAUGCGUGUGUUGAGAAGAUUAUGCGCACAUCAUGUCAAUCGGUCCUUUGCUUUAGUCUUUUUUCUGUCCGACAAGCUAUA